Canis lupus familiaris (dog) is the source of this 2410-nucleotide messenger RNA. RefSeq names its product spermatogenesis associated 16 (gene SPATA16). The transcript has 12 exons. Gene Ontology annotation, cellular component: Golgi apparatus. Bases 162 to 1928 code for a protein of 588 amino acids. The record is from RefSeq and is a predicted model, not a curated record. Gene Ontology annotation, molecular function: protein binding. NCBI's taxonomy places the organism in Eukaryota, Metazoa, Chordata, Mammalia, Carnivora, Canidae. Gene Ontology annotation, biological process: spermatogenesis.
GGAGUCCCGAGCGCCCGACGCCCCGCCCGCCCCGCCGGAGGAGGGGAGCCGACGCCCACCUGGCUGCGGAGUAGCACAUGCAUUUGCCGCUCAGCUUCGUCCCCGCGGUGCUCCCCGUACGGUGCACGGUGCGAGGCCGGUUACCUCUGACCGCGUGAAGGAUGACGACGAGAUCACGGACCAGGAGUUUCAGGGGGGAAUCAAUGGAUUCAGGAAGUGAUAAGAAUUUGGAGAAUACAGUGAAUAGGAUCUAUCCUGAUCAACUUGUUCCAAAGAUAAAUACAAGCAAGAAAAUGUCUACCUUAGCAAAUCAACCAAACAUCCUAGAAAUGUCACAAGAGGUUAAGAAAAGUUGUGGAGAUAAACAGGUAGAAAUCACAAGUGAAAGAAUAAAAAUGGCAAAGAGCAUCAAAGAAAAACAAAGCAAUGAUUCAGAGAAAGUGGCCUUUAAAAGGAAGGCAGAAAAUGAAGAAAAGCCAGCUGGAAAGAAAGAAGCAAAGAUAACUGAACUUGACAGCAUGUUGAUCAGUAUGCCUUUGCCUCACAUCCCCUUAAAAAACAUCAUGGAUGUAGAGGCGAAGUUGGUCUACGUUGAUGAAGAGGAUGUGAGGUAUGAGUUUGUAGAGUCCUUCAUGUCCACUGGCAUUCGACCUACAUCAAACCAACGUGCUGCUGAAAUAGUAGACCCUUUGCAUGUACCUAAUUUCAACUUCCCACCUCAGAUUGACAAAUGGCUUCAGGUAGCCUUAAAGGAUGCCAGCUCUUGCUACAGACAAAAGAAAUACGCUGUGGCAGCAGGACAGUUCAGAACAGCAUUGGAGCUUUGCAGCAAAGGGGCAGCUCUGGGAAAACCAUUCGAAGCAUCUGCUGAAGAUAUAGCAAGUGUGGCAAGUUUCAUUGAGACAAAGCUUGUUACAUGCUAUCUACGCAUGAGGAAACCCGACCUUGCCCUGAAUCAUGCACACAGGAGCAUUGUUUUAAACCCAGCUUAUUUCCGAAAUCAUCUUCGCCAGGCAACAGUGUUUAGAUGUCUGGAGAGAUAUUCAGAAGCUGCCCGGAGUGCCAUGAUUGCUGACUACAUGUUCUGGCUCUGUGGAGGAAGUGAGCAGUGUAUAAGCAAGCUCAUCAAACUGUAUUGGCAGGCCAUGAUUGAAGAAGCCAUCACCAGAGCGGAAUCUUUCUCAGUUAUGUAUACACCAUUUGCAACAAAAAUCAGAGCUGAUAAAAUAGAAAAAGUAAGAGAGGUUUUCACAAAAACUCAUCCUGCGUAUGUGGAAUAUAUCUACACAGAUCUUCAAGGACUCCACAUAUUGCCUCAGACAGUUGACUGGUCAUCUUUUCCUCCUCAACAAUAUCUCUUGACUCUUGGGUUCAAAAACAAAGAAGAUGGGAAAUUUUUGGAAAAACUAUCAAGUAGGAAGAUCCCUACAUUUACAGAACAUAAAACUCCCUUCAGUCUGCUGACCAAAGAAGACACAGUGAGACACAUGGAGACAAUGGGGAAGCGAAUCUUGCCAAUAUUGGAUUUUAUUAGAAGCACCCAAUUGAAUGGGAGUUUCCACGGGUGCUCAGGUGUGAUGGAGAAGUUGCAAUAUGCCAGCCUCCUCAGCCAGCUGCAGAGAGUAAAGGAGCAGUCCCAGGUGAUCAAUCAAGCAAUGGCAGAGCUAGCAACCAUUCCGUAUCUACAGGACGUCAGUCAACAGGAGGCAGAAUUGCUGCAGUCACUAAUGGCAGAUGCCAUGGACACCCUUGAAGGAAGAAGAAACGAUAAAGAACGUGUGUGGAAUACAAUCCAAAAGCAGGACGGACUGCUCAGGAACCUGGCCAUCCAAUUCUGGCUCCAGAAUAAAGCUGAAGCACGUCCGAUCCACAGGCUCCAGGGAGUGUCCAGGGACUGUCCAUCCAGUGGCCGGCAGGACAGGGGCUGAUCGAUGGGAAAGUCUCCCUCCGCUUAAAUGCUACUGAAGCAUCUACCGAGAGUAUCCAACGAUACGCCAGGACCUAGAAUAGACACUAAGACCGACAUGUGAAAUAACAUAAAAAGCAUCAGCUUUCUCACUCUGUGACCCAGGUCUCGGGCUCCUCAUCUGUGACACAGCGAUAAUGGUCCUCAAAAGGGUACUGAGGGCCUUAAGUCGGUCAUGGGUCUUAACUACAAAGACGGGGGGUGAUGUAGUGAAGACUGUAAAUCCGGCACCCUCCUCUGAGAGCUAGAGGAGUGGGAAACAGUCCCUGCCCCGAAGGAGUUUCUAGAAGGAGGGCCUCGGCCGGCCCCACGUGGGGCUGAAUGCAGGACGGGAAGGGGCGGCAAUGGGACUCAGAAGAUGUGAGAAAUUGAACUGAUAUAAAAUGGUCCCAGAACAAAAAAGUAAGAAUUCCCUCCUUAAAAAUAAAAUUGCUUUCAAUUUGA